AUGUCUGGAAUAUCUCAUCCGAGUACGAAGCGGUUGCAACAAAUCAGCCGUAAAUAUGCGCUACGUAUUCAUGCCAACUUCAGCCUCAAACAUUCGUAUGACGCAUUUAUCUGUGGCGUGUGUCGCGACAAUUACGAUGAUUUCAAACAACUUUAUUGGUCGAAGCGAGUAUCGGAUUUUAUCGAACGGCGUAAGAAUCAACAACGCACUACUACUGAUGCACAAACAAUCGAUCAAGAUAAUGACGAUACAAAAGAGUCAUCAAGCCAAGAGGACUCAAAUGGAGAUGUCAACGUCGAUAGUAAUGAAGAUUUCGUGCCUGGCGACGAUAAAGAUUCGACGAAAAUGCUUCGUGAAGCUAUCGAUCACCUACUACACCUGUGUGGCAACAAGGAUCGAACGUGGGUGACCCACAAGUAUCGAGAGUUGACAGGACGAACUCAUCUAAACUACCGAGCGCGUGCUCGUUCAAUCCUCGAAAGUGUGAUGGGUGUCCUAGUCCAAAAUGAUGUUGGUCAGUUGGAACAUGAUUUAUUCGCUCAUCACGGUGAUAAGAACGUAGUCAAACUCGAUGGUCACUUCCUUUCGGUCAUGAAAGGUGUGUCGGAGGCCUAUAAGAAUGCCGAAUCGUGGACGACGCUCGCGAAAUUCUAUCGAUCGUUGCACCGCAAAUCGGCUUCAAAUUAA
Messenger RNA from Didymodactylos carnosus, 687 nucleotides. The record is from the annotation of a GenBank genome assembly. Lineage: Eukaryota; Metazoa; Rotifera; Eurotatoria; Philodinida; Philodinidae.